Messenger RNA from Labeo rohita (rohu), 485 nucleotides. Its product is annotated as boLa class II histocompatibility antigen, DQB*0101 beta chain-like. NCBI's taxonomy places the organism in Eukaryota, Metazoa, Chordata, Actinopteri, Cypriniformes, Cyprinidae. The transcript has 3 exons. The record is from RefSeq and is a predicted model, not a curated record. Gene Ontology annotation, cellular component: MHC class II protein complex. Gene Ontology annotation, biological process: peptide antigen assembly with MHC class II protein complex; positive regulation of T cell activation; antigen processing and presentation of exogenous peptide antigen via MHC class II. Gene Ontology annotation, molecular function: MHC class II protein complex binding. Bases 153 to 485 code for a protein of 110 amino acids.
CCCAAAUGGGACACUGAAUUUUACAGACAAGCACAGACAUUUACAGUGCUUCUGUGGAGCACAAAGCCCUUGAACAACCUCAGACCAGAAUAUGGGUAAAACCAGAAGUCAUCAACCGGUCAAUAAGGCAAGCCAGUAGUAAAAUUCCAGCCAUGUUGAUCUGCAGUGCCUAUGACUUCUACCCCAAACCCAUCAAACUGACAUGGAUGAGAGAUGAUAAAGAGAUGACAGCUGAUGUGACGUCCACUGAGGAGCUGGCUGAUGGAGACUGGUACUACCAGAUCCACUCCCACCUGGAAUAUUUCCCCAAACCUGGAGAGAAGAUCUCCUGCGUGUUGGAGCAUGCCAGCUCCAAUAAAGCCAUGAUCUAUGAUUUGGGUGAGAACAGAGCUGACAUUAUCAUAACAGGUGCUGCAGGAGUGGUGUUGGGGGUGAUUAUGGCAGCAGGAGGACUGAUCUACUAUAAAAGAAGACACAAAGGUUAG